Messenger RNA from Camellia sinensis, 2708 nucleotides. It is a transcript of the gene SBTI1.1, whose product is annotated as subtilase family protein. Gene Ontology annotation, molecular function: serine-type endopeptidase activity. NCBI's taxonomy places the organism in Eukaryota, Viridiplantae, Streptophyta, Magnoliopsida, Ericales, Theaceae. Gene Ontology annotation, biological process: proteolysis. The record is from RefSeq and is a predicted model, not a curated record.
CACGCUGCUAGCUUUGCCUAUAUAAUACUAGUUGCCUCUCAACUAUCUAUAACACUUAUCCUAUACAUACAUACACAUUGUCCCUCUUGGUUCGAGACAAAGACAAAGCCACAAUGAUCUACAAGACAUCCUUAUUGUUGUUGGCUUUCAUGGCCACAACUUCAUUUGCUUCAAUACAAAAACAAACAUAUGUAGUUCACAUGGACAAGACCAAAGUCACUGCCUUAGACACUUCCCUUGGCAGUUCCAAAACAUGGUAUGAAUCAAUCAUGGACUCCAUCACCAAAUUCUCUACUCAAGAAGAAGAACAACAAGAAACAUCAUCUCCUCAACUCCUCUAUGUCUACCAAACUGCAAUAUCUGGUUUUGCUGCGAAACUCUCCAUUGACCAGCUUGAAUCAUUGAAAAAAAUUGAUGGUUUCCUCUCUGCCAUGCCCGAUGAAAUGCUUACCCUCCACACUACACGCUCACCUCAAUUUCUCGGCCUAAAAAGCGGCAGAGGACUCUGGAAUGCUCCAAACUUGGCUUCAGACGUAAUAAUUGGCGUCAUAGAUACUGGAAUAUGGCCUGAACACGUUAGUUUCCGUGACUCUGGCAUGUCUCAAGUGCCUUCACGAUGGAAAGGUGUGUGCGAGGGAGGGACAAAGUUUACGCCUUCCAAUUGUAAUAGGAAGCUAAUUGGUGCAAGAGCACUUUUCAAAGGGUAUGAGGCCGUUUAUGGGAGAAUCAAUGAAACAGUGGAGUACCGAUCAGCUCGUGAUUCGGAAGGUCAUGGAACACACACUGCUUCAACUGCAGCAGGCAAUCUCAUACCCGAAGCAAGCUUUUUAGGCUUGGCGAAAGGCUCAGCUGGUGGCAUGAGGUACACAGCAAGAAUUGCAGCAUAUAAAGCUUGUUGGACGUUGGGUUGUUCCAACUCUGACAUAUUGGCUGCCAUAGACCAGGCAGUCUUCGAUGGAGUCGAUGUCUUGUCACUCUCUUUAGGAGGUGUGUCAAGGCCUUAUCAUAGCGAUAACAUGGCAAUAGCUUCAUUUGGUGCAAUCCAAAAUGGAGUUUUUGUCUCCUGCUCAGCAGGCAAUUCAGGCCCUUCCAGUUCAUCUGUCAGCAACAUUGCACCAUGGAUCAUGACAGUCGCAGCAAGCUAUCUUGACAGGAGUUUCCCAACCAUAGUCAAGCUUGGCAAUGGAGAGAGUUUCAAAGGGGCUUCAUUGUACUUUGGCAAGCCUGUCAAGCAAUUGCCACUUGUGUAUGGUGAAACAGCUGGUGGGCAAGGUGCUGACUAUUGUACCGAUGGUUCACUCUCAUUAGAGCUUGUGAAAGGGAAGAUUGUUGUUUGCGAGCGUGGAAUCAAUAGUCGGGUUGGCAAGGGAGAGCAAGUAAAGAUGGCAGGAGGGGCUGGAAUGCUGCUAAUCAACACUGACAAUGAAGGUGAAGAGCUUUUCGCUGAUCCACACAUUUUACCAGCCACUUCUUUAGGGGUUUCAGCUGCUAUUGCAAUCAAAAACUAUGUCAGCACAACAAAGAAUCCAAUGGCUUCAAUUCUAUUUGAAGGAACUAUUUAUGGUGGCGAUCCUGCACCAUUGAUGGCAGCAUUCUCUUCAAGGGGGCCAAGUUCAGUAGGACCAGACGUGAUCAAACCUGAUGUCACUGCACCGGGGGUGAACAUACUAGCUGCAUGGCCACCCAAUGUCAGUCCAACCCGGCUUAGCGGUGAUAAAAGAAGCGUUGAGUUUAACAUAAUCUCGGGCACUUCAAUGUCUUGCCCUCAUGUUAGUGGCUUAGCUGCCUUGCUUAAGUCUGUCCACAAAGAUUGGUCACCGGCUGCUAUCAAGUCAGCAUUGAUGACAACUGCCUACACCCUUGACGACAAUAAGGCCCCAAUAAGUGAUGCUAGUUCGGGUGGCUCAAAAUUAGCUACCCCUUUUGUAUAUGGCUCAGGCCAUGUCGAUCCUGAGAGGGCAGCCAAUCCAGGGUUGAUAUACGAUAUCACCACUGCAGACUACCUAAAUUAUUUGUGUAGUCUGAACUACACCUCCUCUCAAAUAGCUCUUCUGUCAAGAGGGGACUUUGUUUGCCCUACCAAUGUAGAUCUUCAGCCUGGUGACUUGAACUACCCUUCUUUUGCUGUGCUUUUCAAUGCCAAUGAGCAAAACAUCACAGUGACAUUCAAACGAACUGUGACAAAUGUUGGGAAGCCAAUGAGUACUUACUCAGUGCAAGUGAAUGAACCCAUUGGAGUAUCAGUAAUGAUUGAGCCUAGAGUUCUGAAUUUUAAGAAGGUUGGUCAGAAAUUGAGUUACAAAGUGCGUUUUGUUGGAUUAGGGGGGUCAACAGGUUCAACCACUUCAUCAUUUGGAUCUCUUGUUUGGGUGUCUGGAAAAUAUACCGUUGGAAGUCCCAUUGCAGUCACUUGGCAAUAGUUAACAUAGUAUUGUUGCAUCCAAAACUUGGGUACAUUUCAAGAAGACAAAGAAAUCUCAGUGCACCAAUAUAGUGAUGAUACGUGAUGGUAAGUAAAAUUGAAAUAAAAAUUUGAUCAUCACAUCUUACUAGCUUUAGUUAUGAAAAUGAGGGAUGUGAUGUAGGAUGGGGCUAAUGGCCUAAGAUCCAAUUGUUCAAAUAUCAUUUUCUCAUGACUCACUGUAUUAUCCUCCUUUGAGAAAGAAUAAAGUCUCUUGCAGAAGUUAUAUAUUAUUCAGUUUUUCUUA